Molecule: messenger RNA, 1476 nt
Organism: Bemisia tabaci
Lineage: Eukaryota; Metazoa; Arthropoda; Insecta; Hemiptera; Aleyrodidae
Source: RefSeq, a predicted model, not a curated record
AUGGCAGCAACAAGUGGGAAGAGGCAAGUGCUCCACUCGCAAGCUCGCGAAUUUGUCGCUCGAGUUAUCAAGUACUUCGAAAAGGAGAAGCAGAACAACGGACCCUUACUGGGCAUCAACCAAGUCUUGGAGAGGACUGCCCAAGCGCUAGAUAUUGGAUAUUGUACUGUCAGAAGAAUCAAGAAGGAAUCCGAGCUUGUGGCGUCUCAGAAAAAGCCGAAGUUUUCAACACCUGGGAAGACGCAUAAGAAGAAAGGCAAGGAAGUAGACGACUUUGAUGCCGAGGCUAUUCGGAGGCAUAUAUACGGUUACUACCGUGAUAAAAAUGUGCCGACGUUGGAUAAGCUGCUGAAAUCUCUGGCUGAAGCUGACCUUUACAAAAGCUCACGAUCUGCACUUCACCGCCUUCUUCAAGAACUAGGUUUUACCUAUAGAAAGCUGAACAAUCGCGUCGUUCUCAUGGAGAAACCAGCAAUUGCUUUGGCGAGGUGUUUCUUCUUGCGCUCUGUCCUGAAGAUCGACUGGGAAAAAGUUAUUUUCCUGGAUGAAACAUGGAUCAAUAAAAACACCUGCUCGACCCACGGUAUUUCAGAUGGUACCGUCAAAGCACACAUCAGCGAUCCCAAGCUGGGGAAAGGAGAGAGACUGAUAAUUUGUCAUGCUGGAGGUAGCACAGGAUGGAUACCUGCACCUCCAUUGAUAUUUUCCUCGAAGAAGACGGGUGACUACCACGAGGAGAUGAAUGCAGCAACAUUUGAAAAGUGGUUUCUGCAGACACUACUUCCAGCUCUUGAACCCGGAUCCACGAUUAUUAUGGACAACGCUCCAUACCAUUCACGCGUCAAGGACAAACCUCCCACAACAUCGUCGAGGAAAGCUGUCAUAAUAGAGUGGCUGCGGAACCACAACGUGCCAUGCUCUGAAAGCAUGCGGAAGGUCGAACUUUUGGAGUUAGUUCGACGAACCAAACCACCGAAGCCGCAAUACGUUCUGGAUGAAGAAGCUAAAGCUCAAGGAUUCAAAGUUCUACGUUUACCGCCAUAUCACUGCCAUUUCAAUGCUAUUGAGAUGGCGUGGGCAUGGCUAAAAGGCUAUGUCCAAAAGCGGAACACAACACAGAAGCUUGGUGAUGUCAAAGAGCUUUUCCUGGAGGCUGUUGAAAAAUUUUCUACCGAGGCCUGGAAAUCUUACGUCCAGCAUGUGAAGAAAGAAGUCGAGGCUGCCUGGGAACGAGAAGGAUUGGCGGAUGAAGAAGUAGAACAAUUUUUGAUCCAUCUAGGCGCUGAUGACGAUGACGAUGACGAAUCUGAUUGGUCUGAAUCUGAUGACGAAGCAGAAGACGAAAUAAUGGACGAAAGCGUCGCAGGUUUCCUGCAAGAAGACGGCUACACCCUCGGAGUUGGGUUCCUGCCCUUAGAGAAAGAUGAUCACAACAGUAAUCAUCUACCUUAUGCUCAAGAUUUUAUUAAUCUUUGA